Molecule: messenger RNA, 1332 nt
Organism: Acanthamoeba castellanii str. Neff
Lineage: Eukaryota; Discosea; Longamoebia; Acanthamoebidae
Product: cytochrome p450 superfamily protein
Exons: 12
Coding region: 1-1332 (443 amino acids)
Molecular function (GO): iron ion binding; heme binding; oxidoreductase activity, acting on paired donors, with incorporation or reduction of molecular oxygen
Source: RefSeq, a predicted model, not a curated record
AUGCUCGUAGCCGCGGCUGUUGCUGCCUGCCUCCUUGUUUUCCUGCUGAUGCUCAACCGCACCAGAGCCCAGCUGGGUCAAACGUUCACGUUGGACCUGCUGGUCUCGAAGAUAACCGUCAUCAUGGGCCGCGAGGGAAGCAAGCAGUUCUUUGAGGUCCCUGACCAAGUGCUCGACUUCAAUAAGGCCAUCGCUGUUGUUGCGCAAAACGUGCUCGGCACGAAGGGCUUCGCCGACAGCGAGUGGCUCGCCAAGUCGCCCGGCUACGUGGCCCAGGGCUUCAUGCGUCACGACAAGCUCAACAACUACAGCCUGGUUAUCCAGGAGGAGGUUACCAAGCACAUGCAGCAGUGGUUCAAGGAGGAGAAGGUGGACAUCUUCGAGGUCAUGUCGCACUUGGUCACGUGCAUCAACAUCCGGUGUAUUCUGGGCGAAAAGGCCUACAAGGACCACGCCGACGAGAUCUCCCGCAUCUACUUCCAGCUGGAGAACAACGCCGUGAACACGUUUUCGAUGAUGUUUCCCAACCUGCCGAGUCCCACCAAGAUCAAGAACGAGAAGGCCAGGGAAAGACUGGUCGAAAUCAUCACCAAUCUUCUCACUUCGGACGAAGGAAAGGAGGCCAAGGACUACGUGGCCAUGAUCUACCAGAGCGAAGGCGACAACCAUGCCAUCAUCAACUACGUCGUGCAUGGCCUCGGCCUCAUGUUCGGCGCUCACACCAACACUGCUGGCACGUUGGGCUGGGUCACUGCUGAAUGGGCCAACGACAAGGCUCUGAGGGAUAAGGCAAGGAAGGAGCAGGAGCAGCUCGCCGCCGAAUUGGGCGAGGAGGCCGAGCAGAUGUCGUCCAAGUUCAUCUCCCAACUGAACUACAUGGACGCCUGCAUGAAGGAGAGCGUGCGCAAGUACAGCACGCUCCUGCUGGUCCGAUUGGCCAUGCAGGACGUCUGCUUCACCACUGCUGAUGGCCAAGAGUUCCUCCUCCCCCAGGGCCGCACAGUGGCAUUUUCCCCAUUCCUGACGCAUUACAACGAGGAAAUCUACCCGGACCCCUCCCGCUAUGACCCCGAGAGGUUCACCGACCUCGAGAGGAAGCUAUUCCUCACCAGCAACCGCCAUUUCGUCCAGUUUGGUGCUGGUGUACACAAGUGCCCGGGCGAGCGGUUUGCCAAUCUGGUCAUCAAGUCCACGCUUUCCCUGGUUCUCCGUUCCAGCCAGUUUGAGCUCGUAGGCGCUGAACUCCAGCCGCCUGACUAUCAGAAACAAGCUGGGACACCAAGCCCUGUCGCUCCGAUCUGGGUGCGAUUCCGCCCUACCACUACCGUGUAA